This is a messenger RNA of Paralichthys olivaceus (Japanese flounder), 2986 nucleotides long. It is a transcript of the gene mettl9, whose product is annotated as methyltransferase 9, His-X-His N1-histidine. The record is from RefSeq and is a predicted model, not a curated record. Lineage: Eukaryota; Metazoa; Chordata; Actinopteri; Pleuronectiformes; Paralichthyidae. Gene Ontology annotation, molecular function: protein-L-histidine N-pros-methyltransferase activity.
GACUGUGUGAAUGUCAGGUCAGUAAUACUGAAACAGGUGGACAUACUUCGACAGGAAAAACUGAAGUGAUGAAAUGAAGUGUGUCAGGAAAAAGUGUGUCUGAUUGAUUUGACUGAUUCUCGUCCUCAGAAAUAUGAACUGAUCAGACCCAUCACGAGGAGACACGCCUUCACCUGAUCGAUCAUCGAUGACUCUGAACAUUCAUGAACAAUCGUCAUGGGAUAAUUUCUCAUCAUUGACAAACACCAACAAAGACUUUAAACCAAACACCAAAGUAAACACGACCACGUCCGGAGCUGUGCGCGCUCCCGCGAGGUACACGCUGCCCACGAUCCUCGGCGGGUGGGCAGACCUCGUGACACCACCGGAAGUAACCCGGAAGCUCCUUCCAGAGGUGCUGUGUGGAUGUCGAGCUAGAGACUGUUUGUUUUUGCUAACACGUAUUCACCUGUAAGCUGGUCUGUCAAUAAAACGCCAGAAGAAGAAGAGGAGCUCAGACACUGUCCGCGUGUUUACGAUCAGACAAUGGAUUCAAGCGACUAAGAUGGAGAGUAAAUAGCAGCGUGUUGUGUCAGAGCCGCCGCACCCUCAGGUUUGUUUGUCUCUUGUCUCGGAACAGGAGACAUGCGCCGGCGUGUUGUUUUGCAAUUGGCCGCCAUCACCCUGUGUAUCAUCCAAUAUUAAGCGCAUCUCGCUGAACCAGUCUGCUGGACUCCUCAGAGACUGAUCCUCCACAGUUGUUGUCCAUUAUGUGUCACCUGCAGCUGAGGACGCUGGUCUUCGCAGCCUGGGUGGUGGGCUACGUCGCCUUCCUGCUGUCCGUCCGGAGGAUGUGGACGGGGAAGUACGUCCGCAGUCCGCUCGUCCGCUCGCUGUUUUCCAACAUGGUGAGCGAGGGCGACGCGGCCGCCGCGGACACUCAAGAGUGGUACCGGUGCUCCCCUGACCUCCUCGCAGAGUCAAUGAGGCCCCUGUUCGUGCAGAGCCACCUGGACUCGGACACCAAGGCCUUUCUCAAGCGUAGUGUGGAGAAGUCUGGCUGGCUGUUCACUCAGCUCUACCAUUCCCUUGUGUCGACGGUCCUCAGCCCUCUGGUCUCACGCACCUCCAUCAAUGGGUUUCUGGGCCGUGGCUCCAUGUUUGUGUUUUCCGCGGCACAGCUCCAGCAGCUGCUGCAGAUUGAGCCGGAGUGGAGGGCAGAGAGGCUCCUGGACCUCGGAGCUGGGGACGGAGGCGUCACAGAGGUGAUGGGGACCCAUUUCAAAGAGGUCUAUGCAACUGAGGUGUCACCACCCAUGAAAUGGCAUCUACAGAGGAGGAAUUACAAAGUGCUGGGUAUAGACGAGUGGCAGCAUACUGGUUUCCACUAUGACGUCAUCAGCUGUUUGAACCUGCUGGAUCGUUGCAACGAUCCUCUGCAUCUCCUGCGGGAAAUCAAGCGCUCGCUAGUUCCCAACACAGGGAGACUCAUCCUGGCUGCGGUGCUUCCCUUCCAGCCAUAUGUGGAAGUCGGAGGACAAUGGCAGCGUCCGGCAGAACACCUCAAAAUAAAAGGCAAGACGUGGGAGGAGCAAGUGACCAAUCUGUCGGAUGAGGUGUUCAGAAGGGUGGGGUUAGAGGUGGAGGCGGUGACCCGGUUGCCAUACCUAUGUGAAGGGGACAUGUACAAUGAUUACUACGUGCUUGACGAUGCAGUUUUUGUUCUCAAGGCCUCAGAGAAGAGUGAAGAGUCUGCUCAGUGAAAACCAAAUCCACUGCGCGGCUGAGGCUCUCAACUUUAUCUCGGAUGGGUUUAGUGCAAUCUUCACAAGCUUCAUUUGUAAAAUAUGAUAUUUCUGAUUUGCUCAAACAGUGUGAGUCAGACGUGAAGCUCAGGUUCUUUAGUUCCUACGUUUACCAGCCAUCUUGUGUGACAGUGAUACCUCUACCUUUUAAGCAAAAAAAAAAAGUGAGUGGCAACUGACUGCUAUUGAAAUGCCACAGAAGAUCAGAUCCUCUCAGACAUAUCACCAUGUUGUAGAUGUUUAUUCAAUUAAGGUCUGUCAUUUGUGGGAAGUGUUUACUGUAAGUGUUUCCUUCUGUAAUGAUACUGGGAAGAAUCGUGGUUGAAUUAAUUAACUCUGCAUCUGAUGCAAAGGACCAGUGUAUGCACAAAUGUGGGGAGUGGAGCAACUUGUGUUUUAAUGCUACAUUUUAAACUUGAUUCGUGAUAACAGGUGUAAUAUGAGGCCUUCUUAAAGGGAGCCUGUGUAACUUUAAACAGCAGUUACUGCAGUCACAGGUCACAAUGACUGAGUUGUAUUAGAUGUGUGUGUGAAGAUGUAUUAAGUUGUUUCUUUGGCCAUUUGGUUUCCACCAACUACUGAGAAACAUAUCUGGCUCUUGAGCUACUACUGCACUGUUCACUACAUCGCUGCUAACAUGGUCUGCCUGUCAGUUUAAGCUGAGAUCAGCUCACAGCUGUGGCUGGAAAUUACCUUAUUUAGAGUAGUGUUGUGGGCUGGAAAACCAACAACAGUUCAAAUACAGCUAUUAUGAACAACUUUGAAAUUAAAUGAACUCUCUGGAUCCAUUGCUUAUAUGCAAAAUACUGUUAAGUUUAACUUUCAUGGUGAAACAUUGUGUAACCAUACCACAAGUGGAAAAAAGCCAUAAAGGCAAACUUUACACAGUAAUAUCUAACCACAGUUUGCUGACAUUAACCAGUUUUAACUUCCAGAACAAGUAUGGCUGUCGCAGCUAAUCUUUGAGUCAAUUCCACUUAAAGCAAAGGUGUGUCUGUUUUUAUGAUUCGUUUGUUUUUUUUAUUUAUGAGAGGAAAAAAAUAUUCAUCAAAAAAGUUACAUGGUCUCGCUUUAUUAAAUCAGUGUUGUUGUGUGUAUGUUACUGCACAGCGAAUGCUUUGGAAUUGUGCCACAAUGAAUGCAACAUUUUUAUUGUCUGAUAUGAUGAUAGCUCAAGAAUAAAAACUACAUUUCAUUAUGCA